AUGCGGCGGUUGGGCUGGCCUGCCAUGGCUGUGGCGGCCGUGGGCCUUGCCCUGGCCUUAGAGGCGCUGCCCUGGGUGCUGCGCCGGCUGCGGACUGGGCGGCGGCGGCCGCGGCGCGAGGUGCUCUUCUUCCCGUCGCAAGUGACCUGCACCGAGGCGCUGCUGCAGGCCCCUGGCGCCCUGGCCGGAUCAGCCACGGCCUGCCCGUGUAGCCUGCCCCACGGCGAGAGCUCGCUGAGCCGCCUGCUGCGCGCCCUGUUGGCCGCCCGCGCCAGCCUCGAGCUCUGCCUCUUCGCCUUCUCCAGCCCGCAGCUGGGCCGAGCCGUGCAGCUGCUGCACCAGCGCGGGGUGCGCGUACGGGCCAUCACCGACUGUGACUACAUGGCGCUUAACGGCUCGCAGAUCGGCCUGCUGCGCAAGGCGGGUAUCCAGGUUCGGCACGACCAGGACCUGGGCUACAUGCAUCACAAGUUUGCCAUCGUGGACAAGAAGGUGCUCAUCACUGGUUCGCUCAACUGGACCACACAGGCCAUUCAGAACAACAGAGAGAAUGUUCUGAUCAUGGAGGACGAGGAGUAUGUCAGGCUUUUUCUGGAAGAAUUUGAACGCAUUUGGGAGGAGUUUAACCCUACAAAGUAUACCUUUUUCCCACAAAAGAAGAGAAGUCACUGAAGUUAUAAUCUCCAAUCCUCAGAGCUAGAGGACAGAGUGUCCCUGUCGCAGGACUUGUGGUGCUUCCAGUCAAAAUCAAACCUACUCCAUAUGAGGCCUUGUAGGCUGCUGUGACUCAUGCCUGACACCACAUUGGAACAAAUCAUUUGAACUAAAUUCUCAUUCAUUAGAAUGCUAAAUUGAACUGAAGAAUGUUUGGGGUUAAAAAGGAAAGGAAAAUUCUUCUUAUAGCAUGUCCACUAUUUUGGACUAGUCUGUUUUUUUUUUCUCUGUCCACCAAAAAUAAAUUCAGCCAAAGCUUAUCACAGGUACACUUCCAGGAGCUUUGCCUGCAGCUUGGAUUAAAAUUGAAGGAUUUUACUGCAGCACAGAAAAGGCACAGUGCCUCUUUUGAGGUCAGACAUCUGAUUCCUUUUUUUUUUUUUUUAAUUUUAGAAAAUUCUCUUAUCCUUUUAGCCAACUUUGUCCAAAUUGGCCCUUUUGGCAUCUCCCUGAGAAUUCUUCUCCCACUUUGGGCCAGCCUCCCUGUCUUGAAGACCCUCCUGGGUCCCUCACUGUCACCAAAGAGGAGGAAAGGGGACUCAGGAAGUAGUGACCAGCACAGACAGCCUGUGCACUGAAGGAUUUCCUUGCAUAAUUACUCUGUAAAGGUACAUGACAGUGCCCAUCCUGAGCAGCCGACCUGUCUACACGUGGUCAAGCGCCACUGCGGGCUGCAUGCAGCCAGAGGCUUCUGUCUUCUCCAUGUUGUGCCUUUAAUUUCUGAUUCUCAUGUUCAAGGUAAUUUUGUUGUGUGUUUUAGAAAUAAUCUUGCCAUUCACACCCAUGGACUUAGGGAACUGACAUUUUUGGCUCAGUAUAAUCAAUCCUGAGUCACUCAUCCAUGGAGAGGGAUAAGGCAGGGCCAGGGAGCAGCGUCAGGCUGUGGUACCUUCCUGUGUGUCCAUUCUCAGCACAGAGUUUAUGCUCACAGGUCGUCUGAGAACAUAAAGAUGAGAUGUGUGAUGCAUUUGUGGAAUGUUCCAAAUUACAUUUUUUUUAGCAGCAGUUUUUAUAAUGUAUAUUUUAUAUAGUUAGCUUGAAUGACAUCUGAAGCUAUGAUUUUACCAUUUUCUCACGUUUGUGUCAUGAGGUCUGUGGAAUGCAUGUAUGGGUCUCACCUCAGCUCAUGCUGACAGUGCCAUUUGGACAGCACUUGGUACUUUUAAGUUGUACCUUUGACUUACAGUGUUAGGCAACUUGGAAGUUAAUUUAAAAAAUUUAAUUGAAUCUGUAAAGUAUUAUAUACAGAUUGGAAAUCACCAGGAACAGUUUUACGUUAAACUUAUGUUUUUUUAAUCUGGCGCUAUCAACUCCAGCUCCCUCAGAAAAGAAAAUGGGAGAAGUUAGAAAGUGUCCCUGAACGAUGUCACAUAGUGCUGGACUUUAGAUAU
Messenger RNA from Otolemur garnettii (small-eared galago), 2105 nucleotides. It is a transcript of the gene PLD6, whose product is annotated as phospholipase D family member 6. Gene Ontology annotation, molecular function: RNA endonuclease activity producing 5'-phosphomonoesters, hydrolytic mechanism. Gene Ontology annotation, cellular component: mitochondrion. NCBI's taxonomy places the organism in Eukaryota, Metazoa, Chordata, Mammalia, Primates, Galagidae. The transcript has 2 exons. The record is from RefSeq and is a predicted model, not a curated record. Gene Ontology annotation, biological process: piRNA processing. Bases 1 to 672 code for a protein of 223 amino acids.